Parastagonospora nodorum SN15 is the source of this 444-nucleotide messenger RNA. RefSeq lists its product as hypothetical. Lineage: Eukaryota; Fungi; Ascomycota; Dothideomycetes; Pleosporales; Phaeosphaeriaceae. The record is from RefSeq and is a predicted model, not a curated record. The transcript has 3 exons. Bases 1 to 444 code for a protein of 147 amino acids.
AUGUUGGACUUUGCUGUUCUCGUUUCUCCAACACCGCAACACCGCGACACCACAACACCACGAACACGCACCAGCGACAGCGACAUGUUCUUUGCCACGAAAAAGAACACUGUCUUCAAGGAUACUGGCGUCAAUGGCACGGCAUCAAUCGCUGAACAGGCGGCCGUUGCAUUGUCAGGUUCUCAGCAAAGCUCCAAGGUUCACGAUGCCGCGCAACUUUGCGGCAACAGCGACACCAUCAGCACCGCAAACACGGCGACCAUGAAUGGCAGACGAAAGCUCGACGAUUCGCACCUCCAUCGUCCCAAGUCUAGCAGCGGGGUCAUGCCCAACACCGCGACUGCCGGUAUCCUACACCGAGAGCUAGACACAGAGGACCUCCAGGUUACGGGCGAGCCCGAGCAGUCGCAUCGGCCUCGAAGUCUCAACGCUUCGACUGGAUAG